Messenger RNA from Nicotiana tabacum (common tobacco), 3879 nucleotides. Its product is annotated as phototropin-1. Gene Ontology annotation, biological process: protein phosphorylation. Gene Ontology annotation, molecular function: protein kinase activity; ATP binding. The record is from RefSeq and is a predicted model, not a curated record. Lineage: Eukaryota; Viridiplantae; Streptophyta; Magnoliopsida; Solanales; Solanaceae.
AUAUCAAAGCCCACAACUCAUCAGUGUAAUAAGCAGUACAAGUGAGAGACUGAUAUAUACAUAUACUAGUACUUAGAGACAGAUAGAAAGGAAGAAAGAAAGAGAGAAUUUAUAAACAGAAACAAGAUUUGGAAGCUAGAAAAUUGAUGUAAAAAGUGUGUUUGUAUUGGGUUGAUGAUUGGAGUGAAGACAUAGGGAUGAGUGUCUAAGCAUGUGAAUUUGAGGUGUAAAGGCAUGGGAAGCCAAUAUUUCAAGACAAUCAUUCUCCCUUCUUGCUUUUCUUUUUAAUUACCCUGAUCUUCUUAGCCUUUUCUGCUAGUAAAAAUUGUUCCCAUUUCGAUAUAGAUCUUUUUGUCGAACCCAUCAUUUAUCUCUUCCAUUAUACUAUAUGCUUUUAAAUCAUUUGAGAAACUUCUUUAUUUAUAAGAUCAGCUUCUGUGUAAAGGCUGCAUACACUUUAAUAUCUACUUACUUAACUCUCUGGUUACUCCUGCAAUCAAGGCAAAAGCUCAGUAUCCCACUUUCUAUUCAGAGAACAUGGAACAACAGCAAAACAAGCAAUCUCCUCCUCUUAUACCACCACUCCCCAGAGAUCCAAGAGGCUCACUAGAAGUAUUCAACCCAUCAACUUACUCUAUUUCCCGGCCAAAAAAUCCAGUUUUCCGAUCAUCACAGCCGUCGUGGAAAAAUAAUUGGGCCGAGUCCGAGCCCGAGCCCAUUAAAAGAAGCAGCAGCAUCCCUGAAACAGAAGAAGAAUCAGAGCCUAUAGUAUCCAGUAAUAAUGAUAUUAAAGAGGAAACUACUGCCACGUCAUGGAUGGCAAUCAAAGACCCAAUUAUUACUCCAAUUUCAACGUCGCAAUUGGCUUCUCCGAUUACUCAGACGGCAAUUUCGCCGGCGGCAGCGGCGGCGGUGAAUGAAAAUGGAGCUGCUGCUCAGAGAGCGGCGGAGUGGGGACUGGUGCUGAAAACUGAUGAUGAAACUGGGAAGUUAAAAGGAGUUAAAGUUCGAAAUUCUGGAGAUGAUCCUAAUGGUAAAGCUGAGAAUUCUAGAAGGAACUCCGGUAACUCUGUUCGGAGUUCCGGCGAGUUUUCUGACGAUGGAGCUGGUAAAGAGAGGGGUUUUCCAAGGGUUUCAGAGGAUUUGAGAGAUGCCUUAUCAACAUUUCAACAAACAUUUGUGGUGUCGGAUGCAACAAAACCCGAUUACCCGAUUUUGUAUGCAAGUGCUGGAUUUUUCAAAAUGACUGGUUAUACAUCAAAGGAGGUUAUAGGCAGGAAUUGUCGGUUCAUGCAGGGUUCGGAUACGGAUCCUGAGGAUGUGGCCAAGAUCCGAGAAGCAUUGCAAUCGGGUUCGACUUAUUGUGGAAGAUUACUCAAUUACAAAAAGGAUGGGACCCCCUUUUGGAAUCUCCUCACAAUUGCACCUAUCAAAGAUGAGGCUGGCAAAGUUCUCAAAUUCAUUGGAAUGCAAGUAGAAGUAAGCAAGCAUACUGAAGGCGCAAAGGAUAAGAUGGUCCGACCAAAUGGGCUUCCCGAAUCAUUGAUACGCUACGACGCUCGUCAGAAGGAGAUGGCUAGUAAUUCAGUGACUGAGUUACUGGAAGUAAUGAAAAAACCAAGGGCAAGAGCCUUAAGUGAAUCGACAAAUCGCCCUCUCUUGAGAAAGUCAGAAGGAGGUGGAACCGAACAAGACCGACAGGAUAUUAUGGGCAUCAGUAAUAAACUAAAUUUACAGAACAAAGCUCCAGCAAGAAGACAUUCUCAUGCUGGUACCAGAACAACCAUGCAGAUGGAGAAAAUUAAUGAAAUCCCCGACAAGAAACCUAAAAAACCUAGUCGCCUCUCUUUCAUCGGGAUUAAAAAGAAAGGUCGUUCUAGUACUACAACUGCUGAUGAUGAUUUUGAGGCAAGAAUGACUAUGGAUAAUGAUGACGACUAUGACGACGAUGAUGAGAGCGAUAAUGAUGGACGCCCUGAUAGUGUUGAUGAUAAAGUGAGGAAGAAGGAAAUGAGGAAAGGUAUUGAUUUAGCAACGACUCUUGAACGAAUAGAGAAGAACUUUGUCAUUACUGAUCCAAGGCUGCCUGAUAAUCCCAUUAUAUUUGCAUCGGAUAGUUUCUUGGAGCUGACAGAGUACAGCCGUGAAGAAAUCUUGGGUAGAAACUGCAGGUUUCUUCAAGGACCAGAAACUGAUCCAGCUACUGUGAAGAAAAUCAGACAAGCAAUUGAUAAUCAAACUGAUGUCACUGUUCAGCUCAUUAACUACACUAAGACUGGCAAGAAGUUCUGGAAUUUGUUCCACUUGCAGCCUAUGCGUGAUCAGAAGGGAGAGGUACAAUACUUCAUCGGAGUGCAACUAGACGGGAGUCAGCAUGUAGAGCCACUUCACAACAGUAUUCCCGAAGACAAGGCAACAGAGAGUGCAAAGCUGGUGAAAGAAACCGCUGAAAAUGUUGAUGACGCAGUUCGAGAACUUCCAGAUGCCAAUUCGAAACCAGAGGAUUUAUGGAGAAAUCAUUCAAAAGUUGUUCAUGCAAAGCCUCAUAGGAAGGACAGCCCAUCUUGGCAAGCAAUACAAAAGGUUUUGGACAGUGGAGAACCCAUAGGCUUGAAGCAUUUCAAGCCAAUCAAACCACUGGGAUCUGGUGAUACUGGCAGCGUGCAUUUAGUGGAACUGUGCGGAACUGGCCAAUGUUUUGCUAUGAAAGCAAUGGAUAAGAGCAUAAUGCUUAAUCGAAACAAGGUGCAUAGAGCUUGUGCAGAACGAGAAAUCCUAGAUAUGUUGGACCACCCUUUUCUUCCCGCACUCUAUGCAUCUUUUCAGACCAAAACCCAUAUUUGUCUGAUAACUGAUUACUACCCUGGUGGAGAGCUGUUCCUGCUUCUAGACAGACAACCAACAAAGGUGUUGAAGGAAGACGCCGCAAGGUUCUAUGCCGCUGAAGUAGUGGUGGCCCUGGAGUACCUUCACUGUCAAGGUAUAAUUUACAGAGAUCUGAAGCCUGAAAACGUCUUGCUACAGAGCGGUGGGCAUAUAUCUUUGACGGAUUUUGAUCUUUCCUGUUUGACAUCUUGCAAGCCACAGCUUUUACUUCCAGAAAUCAACGAAAAGAAAAAGCAUCAGAAAAGUCAACAGAAUCCAAUCUUCAUGGCUGAACCUAUGCGUGCAUCAAAUUCUUUUGUCGGAACUGAAGAGUACAUAGCUCCGGAAAUUAUAACUGGAGCAGGCCACACUAGCGCAGUGGAUUGGUGGGCUCUUGGCAUUCUUUUAUACGAAAUGCUGUACGGUUACACACCAUUCAGGGGAAAGACAAGGCAAAAGACAUUCUCAAAUAUAUUACACAAGGAUUUAAAAUUCCCAGGAAGCAUACAGGUUAGUCUCCAAGGAAAGCAGUUCAUGUAUAGAUUGUUGCAUAGAGAUCCCAAAAACAGGUUAGGAUCCCGCGAAGGAGCAAACGAAAUCAAGCAGCAUCCAUUCUUUCGAGGCGUGAAUUGGGCAUUAGUUCGAUGCAUGAACCCUCCAAAACUAGAUGCUCCUCAUUUGGGAACUGAAGCUGAGAAAGAGGCAAAAGACAUCAACCCUGAGAUGGAGGAUUUACAAACAAAUGUUUUCUAAAAGAAAUGAAAAUAUUUAUAUUCCAACCAUAUCAAGAUUCAACUGAGUGGAGAAAAGUGGUCCUCAGAUCCUCCCUGCAACAGUGACUAGUUAAUCUUUUUUGUAAAGAAAAUGAUGGUUCUUCAUUUUGUUUUUGUUUUUAUUUUUAUUUUUAUUUUUAUGGUUCUUGAUUUGUGCUUUUAUUUUGUAUGCAUAAUUUGGUGUCUUGUAAUCCCGCUUCAUGAAUUCUUCAGUAGAUGUUAAGAUAAAUUAAUCUGUUAA